Paramisgurnus dabryanus is the source of this 1620-nucleotide messenger RNA. RefSeq names its product calcium/calmodulin-dependent protein kinase II inhibitor 1b (gene camk2n1b). Gene Ontology annotation, biological process: negative regulation of protein kinase activity. Gene Ontology annotation, molecular function: protein kinase binding; calcium-dependent protein kinase inhibitor activity. Lineage: Eukaryota; Metazoa; Chordata; Actinopteri; Cypriniformes; Cobitidae. The record is from RefSeq and is a predicted model, not a curated record.
CAAACUAAUGCAUUAUCAACCAACACUGCUGGGGUUUAAACCUGUAUUCUUUUAACCAAUAUUUUUAAUCACUGCGCCACAGCACCUAUUGGCAAAGAUAACAAAAGUGACAAGGCAGGAUAGGAUAGGAGGGGGGAGCUUCUGGAUGCUCCAGUCUGAGUGACGUCUCUUCCAGAGAUCGGACCGUGUUUUUGCCUCGCGCUCUUGUUUUGCAUUUACAUCAGUUUUUCCGAAACACUUCUGCGACUGGAAAGGUGAAAGUGGCUGUGUGUGAGAAGUCUGUCUAGGAAAAAAUUAAAGCAACUGCAUCCGAUCGUGACAGUUGAGUAUCGCGUCCGAUCGCAUCGCAACCUUGUUAUCGAUUACCGCGAUCAUGUCAGAGGUGUUGCCAUAUGAAAAGAACAUCGCUCAUUAUGGUGAUAAUGGAGAUGAGGAUCAGAUAUCCCUCACCUGUCGACUGCAGAACAACACCAACAACCUCUUUGCUACUACACCCAACAAACGAGCACCGAAACUCGGACAGAUCGGAAGGAGCAAGAGAGUUGUCAUUGAAGACGACAGAAUUGAUGAAGUCCUGAAUAACACGGCAGAAAAGUCUUCAGCGGGUGUGUAGCGCUUAAGGACGUCGGUAAAGAGGCUACAAAUGGGUUACAUGCAUUCUGCAUCAAAUGCACUUUGAGGUUCCACUUAGUAUGGGUUGAAUUUCACAGUGUGACAGCAGGUGAGGAGUUCCUGCUGCUGUUGCUGGCGUCCAGAUGGAAGAAGCUUUCUCUCUUUAAGGGCAUGUUUUAUAUAUCCCUACUUAUAAAGUGAGAUCCUACUGGACAUACAAGUCCUACCGUAUGUUGUAUAAUACAUGUGGAAUUGGUCUGUGGUGGUCAAGGUACCGUUUAUAUUGUGAGAGGAAUGCAUCGGUAUCACAAGCACAAACCUUCGUUCUUUAUUUUGCCGUGGGCGCGUGCUUUCUCUGUAUCUUUUGUGCACAAUGAAAGCAAAGCGUUUCACUUUGAAUAUCCUAAAUGUGAUCUCUUGGAUACGUUUUUUUGAUCGUUCGCAAAGAUUAUGUACUGAGCGAAUGUUUUUUUUAUAUAUAUAUAUAUAGAGAGAGAGAGGGGGGAAAGACUACUUUUUAAAACAUACUUUUUUCAUGUCGUAUAUAUGGCUGCAAACUGCCUGCUUUAGCCUGAAGUGAAAAGCUUAUUUUUAUAUGACGGAGCAAUUAUGUCGAAGAAAUAAAAACUGCUUUUCUGUAGUCGUAGCACUUUGAAAUGUGGUUGUCACUGCUUUAAGCUGAAUGGACUAUGAACACGUUUGUGCCAAAUAGUGCAAAAUAUGCCAGCUUGUGUUUCCGGUCACCCGAGUAAUGUGAAGUUUUUCAAUUCAGGCCUGCCUCUCGUUGAUGUUUUGGGGCUUUUCUAACGGCUUUGCAUGGGAAUGGCACAAACGUCUUUUUUUUGUGGCAGUGAAACUGAUGUACUGUACGUACAGUAAUAUAUUUUAUUGUUAUUUUGAAUGACUCGAACCUCAGACUCUUCAAUAUUGUCUGUGUUGCACUUCCCUAUACUGUUAAACAGGGCUAUGUCUGCAAUGAAAUGAAUGACCAAUAAAGUAUGAUUUUCA